Molecule: messenger RNA, 8081 nt
Organism: Nerophis lumbriciformis (worm pipefish)
Lineage: Eukaryota; Metazoa; Chordata; Actinopteri; Syngnathiformes; Syngnathidae
Gene: znf292a
Product: zinc finger protein 292a
Biological process (GO): regulation of transcription by RNA polymerase II
Cellular component (GO): nucleus
Molecular function (GO): DNA-binding transcription factor activity, RNA polymerase II-specific; DNA binding
Source: RefSeq, a predicted model, not a curated record
UGCCAUUCUGGCAGCGUAACAUCUGUGCGUACGCGGUCGUGAUUGUUGUGAAGAUGGCGGAGGGGGAGACGGAGAAGGAAUAUGACACACGGGAAGCCAUCGACGAGCUCCGCGGCCGCUUCCACGGCUUGACCACGGCCCUGCGGGAGAGCGCGCAGUCCCCGCUGGAAGCCUCGCUGCAUUUCUGCCAGGACUUUUGCCAGGUCCUGGUGGAACAUGCCGGCCGUUGGAAAACUGAUGAGGAUCCGCUGCCUUUGUUGGAGGUCUACACAUUGGCCGUCCUCAGCUUUGCCAAAGCCGCCUCCUGUCUCUCCGCCGAAUGUGAAAAUGUGCCACUUCUACUUGAAAAGUUAGCAUUGAGCUGUGCGGAGCUAGUGCUCCUACUGCCCGAGAACAUCCCUGGUGCCUUAUGGGAGGAGUUUCAGUCCUCCAUGAAGUUGGCACACAGUCUUUUGCAAGAAAGUGGAAGUGCACAGCUUCACCCGCUCUUCGCUCUGGCACAGCAAGAUGGCGUCUGGUCCAACAUCACACUCAGCAGCAUCUUGUCCAACACCAUCCCUCAAACUGAGCAAGUUCACGAGUAUCUGGAGUUGGAAGGUCCCAAUCUCCUCAGCAUGCGUGUAAAGCACCUUAUCAAAAUAGACAGUGUUGAUAAAGCUGCCACUCUUGCGAAGAUGUGCUCGGAGUACCCAGGAUAUGAAGGAAAAGGGAACUUCAAGCAAACUUAUCUGCUCUGCGUUUGCAUGACCAAAAGUCAGGAGCAGCUCAUGGAAGAGAUAUCACCAAUAGACUGCAAGGAUGCUCUUGAAAUGAUCUGUAACUUGGAGUCGGAAGGAGAUGAAAAAGGCGCGCUCUGCCUAUGCUCUGCCUUUCUUAAGCGACAGCUUCUCCAGGGAGAAGUUUACUGUGCCUGGGAACUGACACUUUUCUGGAGUAAGCUACUCAUGCGUUUAGAGACGUCGCCGGACACCUUCCUCAGCCACAGCAAAGAGCUGGCUCUUCUCUGCAGGAGUGUCUGUCACAUUCUUUUUCUUAUCAAAGUCAUCCAGAACGAGGUUGGAGAGGUGGGGCUUCCAGUUUGCGUGGAAAUGUGCAUCCAAGCUCUGAAGAUGACUUCAAGUGACCAUAAGGAUAGCAAGUCUACCAUCUGCAAAACUAUUUCUUGCAUCUUGCCGACUGAUCUUGAAGUGAAGCGUGCAUGUCAGCUUACUGAAUUCCUCCUCCAGCCUACUGUUGACUCCUAUUAUGCCGUUGAGUCGCUUUACAACGAACCGGAUCAAAAACCUGAAGAAGACGGGAGUCUACCGGUGCCCAAUUCUUUACGCUGUGAGUUGCUGCUGGCCUUGAAGACACAGUGGCCUUUUGAUCCAGAGUUCUGGGACUGGAAAACACUAAAAUGCAAUUGCUUGUCACUGAUGGGAGAGGAAGCAGCUAUCGUAUCGUCUAUCGACACGCUCAAUGACACUGAUGAACAAGAAAUGGAAAGCACACUUGGAAAACUCCCGGAGUACAAAGAUCUGGAGGACUUUUUGUUAAACACUACGAAUGAACUCAGUGAAAUCACUGAUGAAAAAGAAAAAAACAGAGAGACAAAAAAACUCCGGGAGCAGGGAUUCGUGUCGGCCCGGUUCCGAAACUGGCAAGCCUACAUGCAGUAUUGUGUUCUGUGUGACAAGGAGUUCUUGGGUCACAGGAUAGUAAAACAUGCUCAGAAGCAUUUUAAAGAUGGAGUGUAUCUAUGUCCUAUUUGUGCAAAUGGUUUUGAAACUAGGGAAGUUUUAGAGCCGCAUGUAGCGUUGCAUGUCAAGGAGUCUUGUAAAGAGCGUCUAGCCGCCAUGAAAACUGUUAGAAAGGGAAUCAAACCAUUUCAUUCCCCUAAAAGUCCUUCAAAAAGUAUAGGAGUGGAUUCUGUCAAUAUUAACCCUCAAAUUGGCCUCCAAUCCGCAAAGGUGGAACAAACAACGUCUGAAGCGCAAAUCAAUCCAGACUGCUUUUGUCCUGUAAAAAAUUGUUCCAAGGCUUUCAAGGUUUUCCGCAACCUCAUGGCUCAUGUCCGGUCGCACAAAAACGACGACGAGGCCAUGAGGUUUUUACAAAUACAAAAACAGAAAGUGGUGUGCCAAUAUUGUCGGCGGCAGUUCGUUAACGUCCGGCAUCUCAACGAUCAUUUGCAGAUGCACUGUGGGAGUAAACCGUACAUUUGCAUACAACUGGAUUGCAAGGCUAAUUUUAAUUCCAAUUCUGAGCUUCUCAUGCAUAGGAAAACACAUAAAGACUUUAAGGCCAAGUGCAUGUUUCCAAAUUGUGGUCAGAUUUUCAACGAGGCCUACCUUUUGUACGACCAUGAGGCUCAGCAUUACCUUACGUACACAUGCCAGACAGAUAACUGCGGUAAAAUAUUCUACUCACAGACUGAGUUCGUAGCUCACCAACAGAUUCACAAUACACCUAAUGCUAUGGUCAUAAAUAAAAGUUCUCAUGUCAUUCCAAAUGUUGAGCCACUACAGGAGAGUGUGCUGUGUAUGGUAGACACACAUCCUGCAGUUGUUUGCCUUGACACCAAUAACUCAGAUGCUCCUAUGAGUGAAGCAUCAAUGGCAAACAUAUCCUCAUGCAGUUCCCCUGACGGUGUUGGAGAGCUCAUUCCUGUUAGAGUGAAACAUUCUAUUGAAAACAUGCUCAAUUCUGUGGCACAUAUUGAAUUGCGAGACCCACAGAAAUGCUACACUCCACUGACAAACCCUAGUUUAGCACCAGCUGCACCGGUGCUUCCACAUGCACACCACGCUAUGGCGAAACAAGCCAAAAUUCCCCCAGUUUAUCCCGAACCCUUGGAAAUACAUCUUGUGGCAAGUCAACAGGGAGGAGGGCAAACUAGCCAAGCUAACAACUGUCAGAAAGUGAUACCACUAAUGAUUGCACCUUCCCAAAUUAAGACAGAAAUCCCUGCGCAAGGAUAUCCCCAAACAAUGCCGGAUGUUUCUAAUAAUGACGACAACCUCCACUCCUGCCCACAUAGUGAGUGCACAAGGGCUUACAGUACAAACAAAAGCUUGUCAAGGCACGUGAAGAAGCAACACCCUGAAAUCUUUGAUGAUUGGAAAUUGGCCAAGAAGUACAACAAAGUGACCAACAUUACAGCAAGAAAGGGUAGAGUAGCUUUGACCAGACCGCUUCCCAAGGAAAACAAACCGACACAUCAGCCAGGACAACUAUGCAACAAAUCGGAGAUUGAGCAAAUCAAUUACCCAAUAGGACGUUCAACCUCACCCGCCCAGUGUUAUCCCAGCUCAAUGGACCCUGUUCCCAUCACUCCAAUGGUGAACCCCACACUGUACCCAUCUUGGAGCGGAUCCACCAAUACUAGUGAACUCAUGCAGCCCGACAUGUCACAGUCGUGGUCUGCACCUCCAGUGAACAGCACCUAUCCAGAGUCCUUCAACAUGAACGAGUACCCCUCUCGUAGCUAUCCACAGUGGCAGCCAGAUCCUUAUCACGGCACACAACCACCUCACCCAGCUGAAAGAGAGCAAUCAAUGGUAGCUUUACACGGAUCCACUAGGUCUCCUUCGGAUUCAAGUCUGAUGUCCCAGUACUUGUCUAGCUCGUUGAUGCUUGACAAUGGAGGGCAAAUGCACAACGGAGGGCAUCAAUUUGGACUAAUGCCUCCUGAGGGCAGUGGAGUUUCUAUGGAUAUGAGGAAAAACAGUCAAUCAAACCUGUCAGUACAGGUGGAUAAUGGGAACAGCAUGUCAACAAUUCAUAGUCUACCCGAAGGAAGCUACCACACUCCAUAUGCUCAGAGUGAAAACUCAACCUCUCAAAGUUCACCGGUUAAUAUCCCUGUAAAAUGUUCGAGCCCAGAAGCCCAGGCGAUAUCAAAACCAGCAACAGAAAUAAUUAAAACUGAAAACAUAGCUGCCCCUGCUUAUGAACAGAUGGACAACGCAGUGGACGGCAUGCUAAGCCCACACAGUGUCCCCCAGACGGACUUUAAUUUUGAAGGAGACUGCACUAACGCAGAAUGCGAAGUUGCUGACGAUAAAGAUGAUGGUGAAGCGCUAAAAGGAAAACGCGGCAAGCUGAGCAAGCGUACCAAAUGGCCGGCCAUCAUUAAGGACGGUAAGGUCAUCUGUAGAAGAUGCUUCAGAGAGUUUUCUAGCACAAAGUCCUUAGGAGGUCAUCUGUCCAAGCGCUCGCAAUGCAGGCCGGUAGACGAAAUCGACCUGACUGCUGAUCUGCCGACAUCAUUUCUUGAUUUUCUAAAUGACCCCCUUGUCCCGGAAGCUAAUGGAGCCAUGUUCAACAUGUCCAAUGGCGAUUUCGUACAGGAACCUUGUAGCUUGAACGCUCUUAGCUCAUCCAUUGUACUGAAACAAGAACCUCAAAACACAAACAUAACUGACUAUUCCAAUAUAUCUGCUGCUGCCCCUGAAAACCAGCAAGAGAAAGCAGCGGGGCUUGCUAACACUGCCGUCGCUGCUCCUCAUCAAGAGGAUCACUUGAUGGAAAUAUCCAAUGCCUUUCAAAGGUUGGAUUUGAUUGAAGCCGCCCAGGAGAAAAUGCGGAGUAGUUUGUCCCAAGCGCUAAAUCCCCCACGUUGUGAUACGAUCUCAGACGUAAAAAAAAGCAAACCCACAACAAGCAAAAAAGAAGAAAAGGUUUUGCCAAAGGUAUCUAAACCUUUUAAGUGUGACCAGGCUAAAUGCGACUUUUCAUUCAUGACAAAAGAGGCGCUAUUCAAACAUUUAUGUAAAAUGCACAAUUAUUCUAACAUUAUGAUCGAAGAACUGAAAAGAACUCCAUCUAAACUGUCUCCGUACACUUGUCAAUUUUGCUCCAAAACAUUCACAAGAACGACUGGUUUGAGAAUUCACUACGAGAAAGUCCACCGAUUGUCAAAGGCCGAAGUACAGAAGCUUAAGAUGAGCGCUAAAAAAAAGGGAACAUUGCGACCGAAUGACGUUUCGUCUUCUAGCAAGUCGACAGCUAAAGCGAGUUGUGUUACGAAUUUCCCAGUUUGCUUCAAGUCAAUUAAACAAGAGCCCUUGGACAUUGCAAUCGUACCUCAAAUUGACACAAACAAUCCAGAAACUCCUCAGAUGGCGUCUCGGGGAAAUCCUGUAAACAAGGGCUUUCCCCGAACCAAUACGACUGUCACCUGUUUACCCGCUGCUGAAAGCUAUUUAAACAUUUUAACCAAUGACAAGUCAUCAGUUGACCGUAUGGAGGCAGUUCCUGAAAGUUCCCGAGAGCAACUGGUUGAUGCUACAUGUCCGGAUGGCACACAGCAGUUAAGUUUACCAGGGAAAGGAGAGCAGCCCCCAGGUGGCAAAAUAAAAGCACCGAAGUUCAACCCCCCUGUCUGCUCAGCUUCAUAUUCCCCAGAAAAACCAAGCAGCUCCAAAACUGCACCCAUUCAAGAUGAAACCCAGAAAAAGCUUAAAAAAAGACUGGGCCUUAAAAUGUGUGACUCCGACAACGCCUUCAAUCCGUAUAGACCGUACCGCUGUGUUCAUGAAGGAUGCACUGCUGCUUUUACCAUCCAGCACAAUUUAAUCCUCCAUUACCGAGCCAUGCAUCAGUCGUCCCUGCCCCCGAGCAAAGCUGAGAGAAGCACAGAGAGUAUGAGCAUUCCAAACGGUCAGGAGAGCUACGAGAACAUGGAUGAUCACGAAAUAAGGUGUCAAGUGAAGAACUGCUCGCGGGUGUUCAUGGGAAUCACAAGGUUAGUGCAGCAUUACCUCUUACUGCACAAAUUCAGCCGGGACAAAGCCACCUCCAUGAUGGCCAGCAUGCCCAUCGGGACUUUCAACUGCGACCGACCAGAGUGUGCACUCCCCUUCAGCUCUGUGGACAUGUACAUUGAGCACAUAAGGAGCUUGCACAAAGAAAUUGCCGUCUCUGAGAGAGGCUCGGCGGAUAUCACGUGCAGGUGUACGCACGAGGGCUGCAAUCGCUUUUACUCCACAAAAUCCAAUCUUCUUCGCCACCUGAUAAAGAAGCAUGAUUAUGUUCACAAUCCCAGAGCGACUGACCGAAGAAGGAUUAAAGCAGUAGGGCCGUUUCCAGGAGUUAACAACGGAAAGGAAAACAUGGAGAACAAAUUUAAAAUGAAGAAGAAACUUUUAAAGAAGAAGGAUGGGAAGGCCAUUGAACAUUGGACCAACUUUGGGAAACCUACGCUAAAGACCCACGAGGAAGCUUCAGCCAUGUGCACUAAGAAGUGGUCAUUGCAGUACCCGUGUAUGCUUAUAGGCUGCGAUGCAGUGGAGCGAGCUGAAAAAAGCAUAUUCAAGCAUUAUGUGACCCACGGCCUCACUGAGCGAUAUAUAGAAGACCAGAGGAGCCAGUUCAUUUUCUGUAAAAAGUUCCCUCGAUCCAGAUGCAAAGGUGCCGACAAACAAGAGGGGGUGUCAGGCACGUCGUCUGAGGAGACUGAGCCUGAGGAGGGUGAAAAAUCCACUAACCAAAACGUAAAUUCAGCUGUAGAUGCAGACGCUAACGCAGACGCAAAUGCAGCUGCAGAUGCAAAUGAAGAUGCAGAUGCAGAUGCAGACGCAGAUGUAGCUGCAAAUGCAUUUGUAGCUGAAAAUGCAGAUACAGUUGCAAAUGCAGAUUCAGAUACAGUUGCAAAUGCAAAUGCAGAUGCAGAUACAGUUGCAGAGGCUGUUGAAAUAAUACCCCAGGAGGACACCAAGCUUUCCAACGACGAAAGUGCGGAGUCUCAAAUAUCCACUGUGACAGAAAGCGUAGUUAAAAGAGGGCGUCCCAGAAAACCUGCCAUUCCAACACCAGCUUGUCCUCAGAGAAUGCAAACCCUUAGGAAUCGUACGACUGUUAGCAGCUCAACAGAGAACUCAAAUCCUGGUACCCCAGUAGCCACAGAACAACGAGAUGAAGCCGCGAUGCAAGGGUCUUUUAAACCUCUGGGACUCGAGGACUCUUUCCUUAAGUUCUUGGAAACCUCAGAGUCGACACACACUUCCAAGCGCAAAUCGAGCGACACACCUGCUGACGAGCUGCCGUCCAAGAGACGACAAACUCUCAAACUGAGGUCAGCAGUGAGAACAAGAACAGGUUGUGCAAAACUGGUAAACUUUAGAAAUCCACAUAAUCUCAAAUCGGUGAGCAAUGUGAAGAUUGUCAUGGAUAGUAGAAUGCUUUCACGCGGUGCUGAUCGUUUGCUCAAGCAGCUACAAGACAUGAAGCCCAUGGUCAUAAUAAAAAGGUGGCUUUACAGUGGUUCAUAGCCCCAUAUUUUAUUUUCAACUCCGUCUCACUCAGGAUUUGAGAAGUAUGCUGCAGAACGGUUUGACAAUGCAUCAGAGUUCCAACCGUUAACAGUCCUGGUCACAGUUAACUAAGAAAUGGCCUAUUUUAUACACCAUAAAAUGUCUUGGAUGAUUUUAAAUAUGUAUGUUAGUCCUAAUAACCAGGUAAUCUAUAGGGCAUAGAGUUUAGAUUCAUGUUUGUAUUUAUGCUUAGUACUGAGGAUGUUUUUUCUUUCUUUUGCUAAAUGGAUACUUUUAAAGAAAAAUGUUUUUUAUACAUCCCUAUGGGAUUUAAAGUUUUGUUUGUAUUUAUUUCAUCCUUUUUCAACACUAGUAGACCUAUCUGUAAUAUUUACAUGUCUUCCACAAAGUGUUCAAUAAAAUGUUACUGUUUCUUUUGUAAAAAAAAAAAAAAAUAGCGUCUGCAUACUUAAUGGUGUUACAAAUGCUCUUUUUGUGGCAAUUUAUUCACUUUGCAUAUUGGUUGCACUGACAGUUUUAUUGUGCAGCAUCAUGCCAUGAGAAUUACUACUACUUUUACUCUUACUGUUCAAGAUUUUUAGGGACUAUCAUGGCCUGUUUAGCCAAUUGAAGAAAAAAAAGAUGAGAAAAACAAAUUGCAACGUGUUGGAGAGGUGCUACAUGCUUUUUGACUACUGUCGAGGUGCUUUUGAGUGUCCAUCGAUUUUCCUUGGAGUUAUUGAUAUGUAUUUGAAUUAUUAUCAAUAUAAGGUCCACAAUAAUUGUAAUUGAUAUUUAUAUUUUUUAACAUGAUAUCAAUUAUAUGAAUACAUGUAUGCCAUUGUA